This is a messenger RNA of Carassius carassius (crucian carp), 2491 nucleotides long. RefSeq names its product kanadaptin-like. The record is from RefSeq and is a predicted model, not a curated record. Gene Ontology annotation, molecular function: mRNA binding; protein binding. The transcript is spliced from 14 exons. The coding region runs from base 40 to 2400 and encodes 786 amino acids. Lineage: Eukaryota; Metazoa; Chordata; Actinopteri; Cypriniformes; Cyprinidae.
GUGUUACACCAAACACACCAUAUCGUGAGGAGUGAGCGCAUGAUGGAGUCUGAAUGCAACGAAGAGAUUGAAAAUAAUCACACUGAAAUGGACACCGAGAAGAGCUCGGACCCUGGGAACGUUCAAAGCAGUGAUACUAAACAGGACAUCACCAGCACUAAUGAAAACACAGGUGAUCCUUUUAAGAAACCGGAUAUUUUUGUGGCUCCAUUGCUCACAGUGAAGAAGUCAGGAGGAUUAAACUCAAGCAAGAAACUCGCAGAGGAAUUAAACAGCAGCAGAUCGGAGAAUAAAGACACAGAUCUUGAUACUAAACAUAAGCAGCCAACUGAAAAACCCACAGAGACUCUAAUUGACCCGUCCGAUCAGCCAUCUUCCGAGAGAUCAGAGGCAAAGAAGGUCCAGCCCAAACCAAAAGACAUGCGACAAAAGAUCCCUGCCAGUGUCAAGCUACCCCCGGCGGGUAAAUUUCCUCCGCUCCCAUACACCGAGCCCCCGUGGGGAUCUGUUCCUGACAUCAGCUACUCAUUUGAGCUGCUGAAAAACGGGGCGAUCCUAGAUGCGGUCCCACUGACCCAGAGUAGUUACUUUGUGGUGGGUCGGUUGCCGGUGUGUGAUGUGUCUCUGGAGCACCCGUCCAUCUCCCGCUACCACGCCGUGGUGCAGUACCGGGGCAGAGCUGGGCAGGACGGAGUCUUAGGAGAGGAGAAGGGCUUUUAUGCCUAUGAUCUGGGGAGCACUCAUGGGACUUUUGUCAAUAAGAACAAAAUACCCCCUAAAACAUACAUAAGGCUAAGAGUGGGACAUGUUUUGAAGUUUGGAGGCAGCACAAGACUCUUUAUUUUGCAGGGUCCAGAGUUUGAUGAAGAAGCAGAAUCUGAACUGACGGUGACAGAGCUCAGAGAGCGUGCUAGAAAACAGAGAGAAGAGCUGGAGAAGAGGAUGAUGGGUGACGGCUCAGAUGAGGAGGAAGAGAAAGAGGACAGUGAAGCCAGUGCUACAACGAGAAGCUCCUCAGAAGAUACCGGCUGCUCUUGGGGAAUGGAUGAAGAGCCAGUGCCAGAAGAGGACGAGAAUGAGGAGAAUCCAUUUGCCACAGAAUUUCAAGAGGAUCAGGAAGCAGCAUACUUAAAAGAUCCUAAAAAGGCAUUACAGGGAUUUUAUGACAGAGAAGGAGAAGAACUAGAGUUUGAGUAUGAAGAACCUGGCCAUGGUACCUGGCUCUGCAGAAUUAAGUUGCCAGUGGAUGAUGCUAUGGGCAGGCAGUUGGUGGCUGAAGUGACCCACUCAGGGAAAAAGAAAGAAGCAGCCAUCCAAUGCUGCUUAGAGGCCUGCCGCAUUCUGGAGGCCCGUGGUCUUCUGAGACAGGAGGCAGUGUCCCGAAAACGCAAGAAGAAGAACUGGGAAGAUGAAGAUUUUUAUGACAGUGAUGAUGACACAUUCCUAGACCGGACAGGAGCGGUGGAAAAGAAGCGGACUGAACGCAUGAAGAAGGCUGGAAAGAUUCAGGAGCGUCCUGUUACGUAUGAAUCACUGCUAGCCAAACUGGCUGAGGUUGAAAAAGAGCUGGCUGAUACUGAGAAAAGACUCAGUUCUUCUGGGAAAGGAAUCUCCAGUUCUUCGACAGAGGACCCUCUAGAUGCUUUCAUGAGCGUUGUACGCAGCGAGACGGCUCUGGAUGGAGUGGAGAGAAAGAAGCUACAUUUACAUGUGGCCGAGUUGAAGAAGGAAGGUCAGAGACUGCGCAAGCUAGCAGAUCUGGCCAAACCCACACAGCUGCCUUCAUUACAGCCCAGCAGUAGUCAGUCCACGGACACUGAGAAUCCUAAGAAGCUAUCCCUGCCCAUGUUUGGAGCCAUGAAAGGAGGAAGUAAAUUCAAACUGAAGACUGGAACAAUAGGAACAUUACCCCAAAAGCGAACCAAUCUGCCUCCUGAGCUCUUCAACAUGAAAGAAAUGCCCUCUGUUGGUGAGGAAGAGGAAGAAGAGGAGGAAGAAAAAAGCAAGAAGAUGGAGGAUGCGGUCACAGAUGGUGAUAUGGAGGUCGUUCAGUCUGCAGAGACCACCAGCUCAGAACACUCCAGUGAAACUCAGACACACUGCCCUAAUGCUAAAGGAGACCAUGAGGACGAGCCUGCUAAGAUAGUUGUAUCUCACGAAAAACAGAAGUCUCCCCAUCUUCAAGAGAAAAGUGCCUCUCGUCCAAAAGAGGAAAUUGACAAAAGUGUCUCAAAUGUUCCAAAGACAAAUACAAAGAAGAAAAUUAUUGGCCCCAGCAGACCUCCUGUGACCCUGUCUAAGCAGUACCCAGAAGAUGACCCCGACUACUGCGUUUGGGUUCCUCCAUCGGGUCAGACUGGUGAUGGUCGGACACAUCUAAACGAUAAGUAUGGAUACUGAAUACAUGAAGGAAAGACCAUCCUCUCUGGAUCAGGAAUGGAAUCAGCCCAAACGUUCAUCUUAGCCCUUGGAGUGGACAGAUAUAUACAUU